UGAUCGCGUGCCCGGUGUCAUGGCGGCCUGCAGGCACUGCUGCUCGUGCCUCCGGCUCCGGCCGCUGGGCGAUGGCCCCCUCCGUCUAUCAGGGCGGGAUCGGGCACUCACCCAGCUGCAGGUGCGAGCACUAUGGGGUGGCAUGGGGUCCCGUGCCGUGGCCGUGGACUUAGGCAGCAGAAAAUUGGAAAUAUCCUCUGGAAAGCUGGCCAGAUUUGCUGAUGGCUCUGCUGUAGUACAGUCAGGUGAUACUGCGGUGAUGGUCACAGCGGUCAGUAAAACGAAACCUUCGCCUUCCCAGUUCAUGCCUUUGGUCGUUGACUAUAGACAGAAGGCUGCUGCAGCAGGUAGAAUUCCCACAAACUAUCUUAGAAGAGAGAUUGGAUCCUCUGAUAAAGAAAUUCUUACAAGUAGAGUAAUAGAUCGUUCAAUUAGACCUCUCUUUCCUGCUGGCUACUUUUAUGAUACUCAGGUCCUUUGUAAUUUGUUAGCAGUUGAUGGUGUUAAUGAACCUGAUGUCCUAGCAAUUAACGGUGCUUCUGUAGCCCUCUCAUUAUCAGAUAUUCCUUGGAAUGGACCUAUUGGGGCAGUGCGAAUUGGCAUCAUUGAUGGAGAAUGUGUUGUUAACCCAACACGAAAAGAAAUGUCUUCCAGUACUUUAAAUUUAGUAGUUGCUGGAGCACCUAAAAGUCAGAUUGUCAUGUUGGAAGCCUCUGCAGAGAACGUUUUACAGCAGGACUUUUGCCAUGCUAUCAAAGUGGGAGUGAAACAUACACAACAAAUAAUUCAGGGCAUCCAACAGUUGGUGAGAGAAAUUGGUGUUACCAAGAGGACACCUCAGAAGUUAUUCAUCCCUUCGCCAGAGAUUGUGAAGCACACUCAUAAACUCGCCAUGGAAAGACUCUAUGCAGUUUUUACUGACUAUGAACAUGAUAAAGUUUCCAGAGAUGAAGCUGUUAACAAGAUACGAUUAGAUACAGAGGAACAACUAAAAGAAAAAUUUCCAGAGGCUGAUUCAUAUGAAAUAAUAGAAUCCUUCAAUGUUGUUGCAAAGGAGGUUUUUAGAAGUAUUAUUUUGAAUGAAUACAAAAGGUGCGAUGGUCGAGAUUUGAUUUCACUUAGGAAUAUAAAUUGUGAGGUAGAUAUGUUUAAAAUUCUUCAUGGAUCAGCAUUAUUUCAAAGGGGACAAACACAGGUGCUUUGUACUGUUACAUUUGAUUCAUUAGAAUCCAGUAUUAAGUCGGACCGAAUUAUAACAGCUAUAAAUGGGAUAAAAGAUAAAAAUUUCAUGCUGCACUAUGAGUUUCCUCCUUAUGCAACAAAUGAAACGGGCAAAGUCACUGGUGUAAAUAGAAGAGAACUUGGGCACGGUGCUCUUGCUGAGAAAGCUUUGUAUCCUGUUAUUCCCAAAGAUUUUCCUUUCACCAUAAGAGUCACAUCUGAAGUGCUGGAAUCAAAUGGAUCAUCUUCUAUGGCAUCUGCAUGUUGUGGAAGCUUAGCAUUAAUGGAUGCAGGGGUUCCAAUUUCAUCUGCUGUCGCAGGUGUAGCAAUAGGAUUGGUCACCAAAAACAGUCCUGACAAGGAUGAAAUAGAAGAUUAUCGUUUGCUGACAGAUAUUCUGGGUAUUGAAGAUUACAAUGGUGAUAUGGAUUUCAAAAUAGCCGGCACUAAUAAGGGAAUAACUGCAUUACAGGCUGAUAUUAAAUUACCUGGGAUUCCAUUAAAAAUUGUAAUGGAGGCCAUUCAACAAGCCUCAGUGGCAAAGAAGGAGAUAUUACAGAUUAUGAACAAAACUAUUUCAAAACCUCGAGCAUCUAGAAAAGAAAGUGGACCUGUUGUAGAAACUGUUCAGGUUCCAUUAUCAAAACGAGCAAAAUUUGUUGGACCAGGUGGAUAUCAUUUAAAAAAACUUCAGGCUGAAACAGGUGUAACCAUUAGUCAGGUGGAUGAAGAAACAUUUUCUGUAUUUGCACCAACACCCAGUGCUAUGCAUGAGGCAAGAGACUUCAUUACCGAAAUCUGCAAAGAUGAUCAAGAACAGCAAUUAGAAUUUGGAGCAGUAUAUACCGCCACAAUAACUGAAAUCAGAGACUCUGGAGUAAUGGUUAAACUAUAUCCCAAUAUGACUGCAGUACUACUUCAUAACUCACAACUUGAUCAACGAAAGAUUAAACAUCCUACUGCCCUAGGAUUAGAAGUUGGCCAAGAAAUUCAGGUGAAAUACUUUGGACGUGAUCCAGCUGAUGGAAGAAUGAGGCUUUCUCGCAAAGUGCUCCAGUCUCCAGCUACAACUGUUGUCAAAACUCUGAAUGACAGAAGCAGUAUUAUAAUGGGAGAAUCUGUUUCACAGUCAUCAUCUAAUUCUUCCCGGUGAUAUAUAUAUAUAUUUUUUAAAGAGAAUUCUAGAAUGAUAUCUAUGGAGCAAAAUUUCAGUAAUAUCUUCUAAUGUAUAGAUUUAUAUAUACUAUAAAUAUAAAAUGCUCAUUUUACGUGUGUCAGUUUUUAAUUUCAAGAGUACCUAUAUUCUCUCAUUCUUAUUUACAUUAUAAAUCAAAUAUAUAUUAAACCAUUUAUAUAUCUUAGGAAAGAUUAUUACCCUUUUUUCCCAUAGUUCUGAAAUAUCUGAUAAAUUUAGAAAUAAUAGAUCAUAUUUGCUACUUUAAUGGAUCACUUCCUACAUAUAUACUCUUAGUCCUCUUAUGGCUCACCUCUGCCCAACUUUACUCAUCUACAAUGAUUUUAGUCUGGAACUUGCCAUAGUCAAAGCCAGUGCCUAUUUCUUUAGUACAAUUACCAGCUAUAGCAAGGAGUUGAGGGAGCUAAUUUGAUCUGUUUUUAAUGAUAUACUGCCUUUCAAAUUGGUCACAAAACCAUAACAUAGUGAAGUGAAUAUAAUAAGAUCCUAACUAGAACUAGGUAGCAUUUUUUUUUCAAAUUUAGAAAAUAUUUAGUAUAUAUUGGAAAAUUACUCAACAAAAUAGUCAUAUUUUGAUUAUGUAUGUAUAGAUAUUCUUGGUAUAAGGGAUGGAAGAAUCAUGAUUUUCAGUUAAAUGUUAUUUUAAACAGUCAUAUAGAAGCUGUUGAUAUAAUUAUUAGUAAUAGCUGUAAGAUGUUCAUUCCCAUCAUUUACCAUAUUAUUAUUCUACAAAGUAAAUGGUUCAUGGAAGUCAUAACUUGAAAUAUGCAGUACUUUUAUAAAUCUGAUAAAAAAUAUUUGUAAAUUCAGGACUCAGGCAUAACUAGUUCAUAAAAUUUUAAAAAUAUAACUGGCCAAAGAUUUUUUAAAUGUAGGUAUUUAAACCAGUAAACAUUGAUUAUACAUAUAUACAGUUUGUAAAAUAACAUGUUAGGCAAUGUUGAUAUAAUUUCUGAAAUAUUGAAGAUUAAUUGAAAAAUGAAAGAUUAAAUUUAAACUAUGCUUUGUA
This is a messenger RNA of Hipposideros armiger (great roundleaf bat), 3425 nucleotides long. It is a transcript of the gene PNPT1, whose product is annotated as polyribonucleotide nucleotidyltransferase 1. Gene Ontology annotation, cellular component: cytosol; mitochondrion. The coding region runs from base 20 to 2374 and encodes 784 amino acids. Gene Ontology annotation, biological process: mitochondrial mRNA catabolic process; mitochondrial RNA 3'-end processing. NCBI's taxonomy places the organism in Eukaryota, Metazoa, Chordata, Mammalia, Chiroptera, Hipposideridae. The record is from RefSeq and is a predicted model, not a curated record. The transcript is spliced from 28 exons. Gene Ontology annotation, molecular function: polyribonucleotide nucleotidyltransferase activity; 3'-5'-RNA exonuclease activity; RNA binding.